UUGGAAGAUGAUGGUUAGAAAGAAAAGAGAGUAGAAAGUUUGGAGAAUGGCAAUGCACAGAGAGCCACACAAAAUAUAUUAGAAUGAUGGAUGUGAUGAGGAACACCACUUCUUCACAUGGCUUCUUCUACUCUGGCACUCACUCUCACUGCCACCACAACCACCACCACCACCACCACCUCCUACUCCUUCUUCCCCAGAACCAAACACGCCUUUGCAUAUCCCAGAAUCAACUUUUUCUCUUCCAAGAACCGCGCUUUAUCCGUCUCUGCUUCCGCUUCCUCUUCUUCACGUUCGCUUCAGGCUCUCAUCUUCGACUGCGACGGCGUCAUCCUCGAGUCUGAGCACCUGCAUCGCCAGGCCUACAACGAUGCCUUUGUUCACUUCAACGUUCGGUGCCCCUCUUCUUCUUCUCCGGGCCCUCUCAACUGGGACGUCCAAUUCUACGACGAACUCCAGAACCUCAUUGGUGGAGGCAAACCCAAAAUGCGAUGGUACUUUAAGGAACACGGGUGGCCUUCGUCCACGUUGUUCGAGACGCCUCCGACCAGUGACGAGGAUCGUGCCAAGUUGAUUGACACUCUUCAGGAUUGGAAGACUGAGAGAUACAAAGAAAUAAUCAAGUCUGGAAGUGUAAAACCCAGACCUGGAGUUCUGAGAUUGAUGGAUGAGGCCAAAGAUGCAGGGAAAAAGCUAGCUGUUUGUUCUGCAGCAACUAAAAGUUCAGUUAUUCUGUGUCUUGAAAACCUUAUAGGACUUGAGCGCUUUCAAGGCCUUGAUUGCUUCCUUGCUGGUGAUGAUGUGAAGGAAAAGAAACCUGACCCAUCAAUAUACCUGACAGCUUCCAAGAAGCUAGGUAUAUCAGACAAAGAUUGCUUGGUGGUAGAGGAUAGUGUUAUUGGAUUACAGGCAGCAACACAAGCAGGGAUGUCAUGCGUGGUUACCUACACACCUUCCACAGCUGAUCAGGAUUUCAAGGAGGCCAUAGCACUCUACCCUGACUUGAGUAACGUAAGACUGAAAGAUUUGGAAUUACUGCUUCAAAAUGCAGUACCUGCAAAAUAAAAGAUUUGCGUGUAAAUGUUACCGUUUCUGCUGACCUGUAGAGGUUUCUAUCAGGAAAUUGGUAUCUCUCUUAAAACAGACAUUUUUCAUAUAUUUCACAGCGGAUGUAUACAUGUAAGUUAAAAUAUGACAACAAUUCUUUGCAAAAUGUGGUAAAGAUCACAAUGUAUUGUUUAUGUGUUGUUGUCGUUAAAUUGGAAUGGUUGCCAUAUAUUUUUUUAUCA
Molecule: messenger RNA, 1289 nt
Organism: Vigna angularis (adzuki bean)
Lineage: Eukaryota; Viridiplantae; Streptophyta; Magnoliopsida; Fabales; Fabaceae
Product: haloacid dehalogenase-like hydrolase domain-containing protein At4g39970
Exons: 11
Coding region: 118-1065 (315 amino acids)
Molecular function (GO): hydrolase activity
Source: RefSeq, a predicted model, not a curated record